Molecule: messenger RNA, 318 nt
Organism: Scomber japonicus (chub mackerel)
Lineage: Eukaryota; Metazoa; Chordata; Actinopteri; Scombriformes; Scombridae
Product: disheveled-associated activator of morphogenesis 1-A-like
Exons: 4
Coding region: 46-318 (90 amino acids)
Source: RefSeq, a predicted model, not a curated record
GAAGGAGGAGGAAACAAGAAGCUUUCUAAAAGUGAUGAUCUUGAAAUGCAGCCUCUCAAUGCAGCAGAAAUAGAUGGAGCGAAUCUCACACAGCACAAAGAAGAAGCUGAGAGCCUGAGGAAAGAGCUGAAGAUCAAGAACAAAAAGGUUGAAAACAAACAGGCUGAAUGUGAUCUACUCAUGAAGCUGCUGCAGCUCCAUGAAGAGAAUCAGAGGACAAUGAGAGACCUGCUGACCCUGAAGGAGAAUCUGGAGACCAAGACCAAAGAGCUGGAGACAAUAAAAGCUGCCUGGUUACCAGUAAGUGUUUAUUGUUAA